Molecule: messenger RNA, 1176 nt
Organism: Saccharomyces eubayanus
Lineage: Eukaryota; Fungi; Ascomycota; Saccharomycetes; Saccharomycetales; Saccharomycetaceae
Gene: CAJ1
Product: Caj1p
Exons: 1
Coding region: 1-1176 (391 amino acids)
Biological process (GO): protein import into peroxisome matrix
Cellular component (GO): cytosol
Source: RefSeq, a predicted model, not a curated record
AUGGUAAAGGAAACAGAGUAUUAUGAUAUUUUAGGUAUCAAACCUGAGGCUACAGCUACAGAAAUUAAAAAGGCCUACCGUAGGAAGGCCAUGGAAACGCAUCCGGAUAAGCAUCCAGACGAUCCGGAUGCUCAGGCGAAGUUCCAAGCGGUGGGUGAAGCAUACCAAGUCUUGAGUGAUCAAGGGCUCCGCUCCAAGUACGACGAAUUCGGUAAGGAGGAUGCAGUUCCACAGCAAGGGUUUGAGGACGCUUCUGAAUACUUCACUGCGAUAUUCGGGGGUGAUGGUUUUAAAGAUUGGAUUGGGGAAUUCUCUUUAUUUAAGGAGCUGGGCGAGGCCACAGAAAUGUUUGAGAAGGAAGGCGAGGAGGGCACUGCUGCUACUGAUACCGACAAGGGAGGCGAGACCUCCGAUGGUGGUAUGAUUAGACACGAUGGCAAUAGGGCUGAACACCUAAGGAAGGAUAGACUAUCCAGAGAGCAAAGAAAGAAACUUUUGGAAAUGGAAAAGAAAAGACGUGAAGAUAUGAUGAAGCAAGUCGAUGAAUUAGCUGAGAAACUGAACGAAAAAAUUACCAGGUAUUUAAUCGCCGUCAAGGCUAACAACUUGGAGGAAUUUACAAGGAAACUGGAUCAAGAAAUUGAGGAGUUGAAACUAGAAAGUUUUGGUUUAGAGUUGUUGUACUUGUUGGCCAGGGUUUACAAGACCAAGGCAAAUAAUUUUAUCAUGUCCAAGAAGACUUACGGGUUUUCCAAGCUUUUCACAGGUACUCGAGACAAUGCCAGAUCUGUCAAAUCAGCAUACAAUUUGUUAUCAACAGGACUGGAAGCCCAAAAAGCCAUGGAAAAGAUGAACGAAGUUAAUCCGGAUGAGCUUGACCAAUACGAACGUGCCAAAUUUGAAUCCACACUGGCCGGUAAGGCUCUAGGUGUCAUGUGGGCCAUGUCCAAAUUCGAACUUGAAAGAAAACUAAAAGACGUUUGUAAUCAAAUCCUAAAUGAUAGAAGAGUGUCUUCUAAGGAGCGUCUCGCAAAGGCAAAGGCAAUGCUAUUCAUCGCUAACAAGUUUGCCGGCGCCAGAAGAUCACCAGAGGAAGCCGAGGAAGCCAGGGUGUUUGAAGAGUUGAUUCUUGGUGAACAAGAGAAGGAACACAAGAAACACAGUGUGAUCAGAUGA